UGUCGGGUGUCACCUCCUCCCUGAUCUCCUGCGCUCCUCUCAUUGUCCCGCGCCGCGUCAGAUUCGCGUGACAGCGCCGCUCCGCGAGUCAUGCUCGAGAUGGAGACGGGGCGUCCGGCGGAGAACAAGCGCAGCCGAAAGCCUGCUCACCCCGUGCGGAGAGACGUGCGCCAGGAGAUGAAGAGCUUUGCUGAAAGCACCAUGAAUGAGUUGUUGGGCUGGUACGGCUAUGAUUCAGUGGAUCUGCAGGACUCAGAAACCCGUGUCAAACACAACCAUAUAUCUGUUCUUAAAGAGAACUCCGUGCCAAAGCCACACGCCGAGGAGAGGAAGCUGCCCUCAUCCUCAUCAUCUUCCUCAGAGCCCGUCAGGAGCAUGAACGUCAUCGUGCCGCUCAUCAAGCCCUCUGCCGCGGAGGACGAGCAGAACGAGCCGAUCGUGUGCGUCUGGUGUCAGAAGGAGGGCGUGAAGCGCUACUCUCUGCUCAUGGGCUCCGAGCUCAAGAGCUUCUGCAGCGAGAAGUGUUUCGCCGCGUGUCGACGCGCCUUCUUCAAACGCAACAAGACUCGAGAUGAGGAUCGUCAUGGCGACCAGUCUCCGCCCCCUGGCCAGACGCUGGACACGCCCUCAAGACUUCUGCUGAAGAUGAACAACAACACGCGUGUGUGUGAUUGGUGUAAACACCCGCGUCACACUAAAGAGUACCUGGACUUCGGUUCGGGCGAGGAGCGCCUGCAGUUCUGCAGCACCAAAUGCCUAAACCACUACAAGAUGGACGUGUUUUACCAGGAAGCUCGUGCCGCCCUCUCCGGCUCCGCCCACAAAGAUGAGGAGGACCGCCCCAAAACGGCUGUGGCAGAAAACCAGAAACUCCUCACCCCGGAGGCCUGGGACAGACCAGCGAAAACCCUCUCGCCCCGAAGCCCGCCGCAGCUGAGGAUUCAGACCAGCGUAUCGCCCUCUUCUACGGCUCGCCCGGCUCGUGUUACUCCGGAACAGCCACGCCCACCUCCGAUGCCCCUCCCCUUUGUGCGCCCACCCCUGCGAAGCCCCGCCUCUCACCCGCCCCGCCCCCUCAGCCCUAACCAGAGGGCUUCCUUUGCGCCGCCUCCUCUCCUCCAGCCUUUCCCCGCCCCUUACAUGCCCUUCCACCCGGCGUACCCGCCCCAUUUACCCCCGCCCUGGCCGCAGCCCAUGAUGUUAUCACCCUACCCGGUUUUCGUGCCAAUCCCGGUGCCGAUUCCCAUUCCCAUCCCUGUUUUCCCUCAAACGGGCCACAAAGGAGUCAUUCGAAGCCUUCAGGAGCACGAGCGUACGCCCGAUCCGGGUCACUCAGAGGAGCCCAACAAAAAAGUAAAGACCGAACGAUGUGCUUCUCCUCUCGCAUCGGAGCGCCAGGUGAUUCAGUGUCUCCGCAAACACCCGGUGAAAGAGGAAACUCACACGCGCGCAUCUCCAACGCACAAAGCACUUUACGCAUCUGUCGUCACGCCGACGGCCUCUAGAAUCGUUACUCCCGCCUCUUUGUACUCAUUGGCUCCGUCGCACGCCAAACCAGAAGCUCGUGCCGCCCUCUCCGGCUCCGCCCACAAAGAUGAGGAGGACCGCCCCAAAACGGCUGUGGCAGAAAACCAGAAACUCCUCACCCCGGAGGCCUGGGACAGACCAGCGAAAACCCUCUCGCCCCGAAGCCCGCCGCAGCUGAGGAUUCAGACCAGCGUAUCGCCCUCUUCUACGGCUCGCCCGCCCCCUGGUUCCCACGCCCACCUCAGAUGCCCCUCCCCUUUGUGCGCCCACCCCUGCGAAGCCCCGCCUCUCACCCGCCCCGCCCCCUCAGCCCUAACCAGAGGGCUUCCUUUGCGCCGCCUCCUCUCCUCCAGCCUUUCCCCGCCCCUUACAUGCCCUUCCACCCGGCGUACCCGCCCCAUUUACCCCCGCCCUGGCCGCAGCCCAUGA
Molecule: messenger RNA, 1956 nt
Organism: Sinocyclocheilus grahami
Lineage: Eukaryota; Metazoa; Chordata; Actinopteri; Cypriniformes; Cyprinidae
Product: sine oculis-binding protein homolog
Exons: 7
Coding region: 91-1956 (621 amino acids)
Biological process (GO): animal organ development
Cellular component (GO): nucleus
Source: RefSeq, a predicted model, not a curated record